AAAAAAGUUGCGUACGAUUUUUGAUCGUUCACCGUGAGUCCGUGAAUUAGCAUUCGUGAUUUGCUAAAUAUUCUACUGCUGAGCUUCUCGCUAGGUGGCAUUCGAUUUCCUUGAAAUGAAAUUGUAAACAAACGAAAAAGACACACCAUUUGAACUUUGAAGUUUGGUUUUUCAUUUUUAUUAAGUGAGAAGUUUCAGUUUUCACAUCUGGGUAAUUGCCAUAAUUUUUCAAACAAUUCAAUAUUCUAGAACUUCAUGGCAAAGAAUCAUUUCUACUUGUGUAUUCAUUGUGGCGCUCGAAAUGAAGCCUUGUUUCGAGUAUUUACUAAAAGUGCAUUAACCUUGCAAACUUGUGUAGGAUGAUUGCAAUAUGAUUAUUGAUAAGUAUGUUGAAUAUGACUUCACAACAAUCUUUAUUGACAUAUUGUUACUUAAAUUAUCUGCAUACAGACAUGUUUUGUAUAACUCCAACACAAAGUCUUAUCUAUCAAGACUUGUGGCACUCACACUACUUUCCUUUAGCUAUGUUGAAUGGGUGCAUCAGAAAGGCAAAAAGGAGCACAGAUCUGAACCCAUUUUCUAUGAACUUGAAUGGGGGUAUUAUCUUAUCAUUGGCCAGGAAUUUAUCAAAGCUGCUUUGUUUUCACUUACUUUCCUGCUCUUUGGAUUCAUCUCCUCAAAGUUAAUCAUGCAACAGGAACUCUUUUCUUGUAAACAUAUGCUGCAUGGAAUGGCCAUGAGCUACUGUUGGAACCUUGUAACUAUUCCUUCAUUAGUAUGGAACCACUAUUCAACUUACCAUAUUUUAAGCCAAAUAGCACUUUUAAUAAGCUGCAACCACACAUUUCAUGUUUGUAUCUGUCCAAGUUACAUGUUAUCCAUUAUCACGAUUGUGUGUGCUUGGGGAGUCCAGUGGAUUGCAGCGCACGGGUUACAACGUAUGCAUUUGUUUUCGUAAAAUUUAAUAAAAACAAAAAAAAUUGUAUUUUACCCAAUAAAGUAUAUUUAACACGA
Messenger RNA from Daphnia pulex (common water flea), 1014 nucleotides. RefSeq names its product protein ARV1-like (gene Arv1). Gene Ontology annotation, cellular component: Golgi apparatus; cortical endoplasmic reticulum. Gene Ontology annotation, biological process: regulation of plasma membrane sterol distribution; sphingolipid metabolic process; intracellular sterol transport. The record is from RefSeq and is a predicted model, not a curated record. The transcript has 6 exons. The coding region runs from base 371 to 958 and encodes 195 amino acids. NCBI's taxonomy places the organism in Eukaryota, Metazoa, Arthropoda, Branchiopoda, Diplostraca, Daphniidae.